Molecule: messenger RNA, 2848 nt
Organism: Zeugodacus cucurbitae (melon fly)
Lineage: Eukaryota; Metazoa; Arthropoda; Insecta; Diptera; Tephritidae
Product: somatostatin receptor type 5
Exons: 2
Coding region: 700-2253 (517 amino acids)
Biological process (GO): G protein-coupled receptor signaling pathway
Cellular component (GO): membrane; neuron projection
Molecular function (GO): somatostatin receptor activity; peptide binding
Source: RefSeq, a predicted model, not a curated record
AUAGUGUACAAAAUCUAAACAAAAUACUUACUACAUAAAGAACAUUGUUCAAAAACUUGUUUUAAAAUUAAAGAAAUAUUUUAAGAAACUAAAACCACAAUUUCAAUACGACUUUAAGAAACAUAUGAAAACUUGAAAACUCCAGUUAGUGUUUCAGAUACUAAAAAACAAAGAAAUAUAACAAUAAUUACAAUUAUUAUACUGUGAAAAUUGGAGUGUUGAAAUUUACCAAACCAGACAAUAAAGAUAAAUCAAAUUGAACAUAACGGUAAUAACAAUAGUGUCGUCGGUUACCCUAAACUUGAAAAUACAAAAAAUUGUUUUACACUGUGCAACAAAGUUUCUUGUUCAAUCAUAUUUUUACAACUUGAGAAAAACGAAGAAAUCGGGCUCGUCAUAAAAGCGGAAACUUCAUUUAUUUCCAUUGACAAAUAUUAAAUCAAAAAUAUUCGGAUAAAUUUAAAAACACUGUGAGUUAAAUCAUAAAAAAAAUGGCGAUUAAUUAGAAGGUGGAUCCAAGAGAUAGAAUCGAACUCGAGACGGGACUUGGAAUAUCUAAAUUAGCUCCAAAAGCUGUUAAAUCAAAAAUCCCUCUUAAGGAGAGUACUUCUCUCAAUAUCAAAACUCGAAGAGCUCUCUCGCUUGUUAUCCAGCAAGCUCUACUCAACAACAGUUUAAGAGCACUACAGACUAUACAAGAUGUCACACAACGUCGCUACAAACGCAUUCCCCGAUGAACCGGAGAUCCCGACACUGGCGCUCUUCCCGCUCGAAGAGGCUAUCGAAUCGCCAUUGCUACACAAUCUCAGCAAAGCGUUGGCGGUAGGCAUACACAAUGACACCUACAAUGCAACCAUGGAAUAUUCAUACUAUGAGAAUUGUCCAACAAAUGGUGACUCUAUUGGACAUAUAGUGAAUUUCGUGCUCUAUGUGAUCGUUUGUGUUAUUGGUCUGUUCGGCAACACGCUUGUGAUCUAUGUCGUGUUGCGCUAUUCGAAAAUGCAAACCAUUACAAAUGUCUACAUACUCAAUUUGGCGGUGGCUGAUGAGUGUUUCCUAAUUGGCAUACCAUUUCUGCUGCACACCAUAGUCAGCGGUAGUUGGCAAUUCGGCAAUUUCAUGUGUAAAGCUUAUAUGGUGAGCACCUCGAUUACGCAGUUUACUUCGUCGAUCUUCUUGUUGAUCAUGUCGGCCGAUCGUUAUAUCGCCGUUUGUCAUCCGAUCUCCUCGACGCAAUACCGCACGCCACUCAUUUCGAAAUUAGUAUCCUGCUUCGCUUGGCUCACAUCGGCCGUACUGAUGUUGCCGGUCAUCAUAUUCGCCAACACUGUGGAACAGAGUGGACACAUUUCGUGUCACAUCAAGUGGCCUGAAUUGGGCCAUCAUGAGACCGGUUUCACUUUCAUAAUGUAUGUCUUUACGCUCGGUUUCGCCACACCGCUCGUUUUCAUACUUUGCUUUUAUUAUCUCGUCAUACGGAAAUUGCGCACUGUCGGUCCACAGAAUAAGUCGAAAGAGAAGAAGCGUUCUCACCGCAAGGUAACACGUUUGGUGUUGACCGUCAUCACAGUUUAUAUACUUUGCUGGCUGCCCUUCUGGAUCUCACAACUAAUACUCAUCACGACGACACCCAGUCCAUGUGCUACACGUUUUGAAAUUGCCAUCUUCCUGCUGGUCGGCUGUCUUGGUUACUCCAACUCGGCGAUGAAUCCCUUCCUCUACGCUUUCCUAAGUGAAAACUUUAAAAAGAGCUUCCGCAAAGCAUUCGCCGCCAUAACCGCUAUAAAUACCAAGGACACCACGUUCACGGCCAGCGGCACCGGCACUUUGCAGACAGCUGAGUUGCAUAGCAAGGAUAUUAGUAUGUUCAGUAAGUUGGGUAAGAAGGGGCGCAAAUUAGCGGCUAUACGUCAACAACGGCAAAAGCAAAAGGAGGCGCUACUAGGUGCGGACAGUAAUACAACAACUAUGGUUACAAAUACCACUUACGGCACGGCAACGACCGCGACAACAAUGACCGUGGCCGAGACAUCGGAGGCAUUGCCAACGGAAAUUACAAAUGCCAAUCCCACGCUCACUGCGUGCUGUCACAAUGGUCAGCUGAUUAGAGGCGACAAUACAACAGCUGAUUCUACAGAGCUGAGCACUGUCAGUGUGGUGAAUGCGGCCGCGGCAGCGCAAGCCAAUGGCAUUGUGGCACAUGAUGCAAAUGCGGUGGCGGAGCGACCGCCGGUGUUGCGCACAGAUUUAUAAGCGAAUUAAAAGCAAAAGAAAAAGAGAAAUGCGUGUCUGCGAAAGUUUGGAAAACUUGGAAUAAAAAUGCAAAAGCGACGCUCAUAAAAAUAUAUGCUACAUGGCGCGCUGCUACAGAGUGCUUAGCGCUUAAGUCUAUGUUUAAGUUUAAGUAAUUAAUCUGCGGCUGUUAGAACUGUUUAAGAUGAAAAAGUACUUACAUAAAUAUAAACAAGUUGUUGCUACUAUUAUUUAUCAUGCAAAUACAGAAUAUUACACAUCUAAAAUUAUAAUAAUGUGAAACUGUUGCAAAAACCGUAUUAUUUACUGAUAAAUAUGUAUAUAAUUGCUCAGCAAAUUAAGCUUAUAAUUUAAUAAUAGCAACUAUUGAACAAAUUAUUAAUAAUUCCUAUGCUGAAAUGCAAAAAAAUAUAAAUAUUUUCUACCAUAGUAUUCAAUGUCUUCUGUGUAGUAUAUAUGUGUUAAGCUCUUUACAUAAAUGUAUAAGGUAUUAAAUAGUCGAUUAAGUAUUUGUGUACCUGUACAUAUCAGUGAUUGUAUGUAAAUUAAUGUUCAAAUGUAAUUCAAUGGCAAACACAUACACUAAACAUAUAUA